Messenger RNA from Schistocerca nitens (vagrant locust), 1365 nucleotides. Its product is annotated as facilitated trehalose transporter Tret1-like. Lineage: Eukaryota; Metazoa; Arthropoda; Insecta; Orthoptera; Acrididae. Gene Ontology annotation, cellular component: membrane. The transcript is spliced from 5 exons. Gene Ontology annotation, biological process: transmembrane transport; carbohydrate transport. Gene Ontology annotation, molecular function: sugar transmembrane transporter activity. The record is from RefSeq and is a predicted model, not a curated record. The coding region runs from base 1 to 1365 and encodes 454 amino acids.
AUGGACAAACCUUCUUUGAUUAGGAGGAGGCUGCCUCAGCUGUUCGCCGCUCUAUCGGCGACUCUGGGCGGCUUCUGUCUGGGCACCGUGCUGGGCUGGACGUCGCCCGCAGGCCCCCUCCUGAAGAAAGAGCUGGAUCUGUCAGAAGAGACCGUCUCGUGGUUUGGCGGGAUCAUGCCGCUGGGCGCACUGGCUGCCAUGGUGAUGGGGUCCUUCACGCUGGACAGGGUGGGCAGGAGGCUGCCUCUGCUCUGCCUGGCGCCGCCCUUCGUGCUCGGCUGGAUGGUGCUCUCCUUCUGCAAGGACGCGUGGGUUCUGCUUGUGGGCCGCUUCAUCACUGGCUUCUGUGGUGGCGCCUUCUGCACAGCCUGUCCUGUCUACACUGGAGAGAUCUCCGAGAAGGAAAUCCGCGGCGCACUGGGCGUCUGUUUCCAGUUCAUGGUCACUUCAGGCAUCCUGUAUGUUUACGUGGUGGGUAAAUGGUCGAACCUGAUGUGGCUGUCGCUGUUAUGCUCCAUCCCGCCCAUCUUAUUCUUCGUGCUGUUCUUCUUCGUGCCGGAGUCGCCGAUAUUUCUGCUGAGCCAGGACAAGACGGAGAACGCGACGAUAGCGCUGCGGUGGCUGCGUGGUGGCGCCAACGCCGAUAUCAAUGCUGACCUCGCUGAGAUGACCGAGACAGUGGCCCACGCAAGGGCGCGUAAGGGGAAGUUGAAGGAUAUGUUCGUCUCACACGCAGCAGGGCGUUGCCUGGGCAUCGGCUUGGGACUACAGUUUUCCCAGCAACUGUCCGGUAUCAACAUCAUUAUCUUCUAUUCUGUGUCCAUCUUUGUAUCUGCGGGCAGCAAAAUGGACCCCAGCGACUGUGCCAUCAUAGUCGGCGUCGUACAGGUGCUGGCGACCUUUUUGUCUACAGUGCUGGUGGAGUGUGCAGGCCGGCGAAUAUGGAUGAUGCUGUCCAUGACUGGCAUGGGCAUAUGCCUCCUCUUAAUGGGAGUGUACUUCAACCUCAAGAACAGCGAUCCAGAGACCGCACACAACAUCGGCUGGCUCCCCCUGCUGUCCAUGUGCCUCUACCUGCUCUUUUUCUCUCUAGGGGCCGGCCCCCUACCCUGGGUCGUCAUUGGGGAGAUCUUCCCAGGAGAGAUCAAGGGUAUCGCCGCCUCCAUUUGUGGUGGCACCAACUGGACACUCGCCUUCAUUGUCUCAAAGACAUUUGUCAACUUGGUAGGCGCCAUUGGGACUGACGCCACUUUCUGGCUGUAUUCUGGCAUCUGCUUCCUCGCCACCGUUUGGAUCUUCUUCCGCGUUAUUGAGACGAGAAACAAGACACUGGAAGAAAUCACGAAGGAAAUUAUUGGCGAUUAG